Messenger RNA from Mollisia scopiformis, 414 nucleotides. RefSeq lists its product as uncharacterized. The coding region runs from base 1 to 414 and encodes 137 amino acids. The record is from RefSeq and is a predicted model, not a curated record. The transcript has a single exon. Lineage: Eukaryota; Fungi; Ascomycota; Leotiomycetes; Helotiales; Mollisiaceae.
AUGGCUGAUCACUUCUACACUACUGACCCACACGGAGGAUCUGCUCCAGCCUCCGGCUAUCACCUCGAGGAGAUCGCUUGCUACGUAGCGACUACGGAGCUAAAGGGCACAGUCCCGAUCUACCAGUGGUAUAAUCCUAGUUCGAAGUUACAUUUCUAUACAACUGAUUUCAACGGAGAGCUCGCACCGCAGGCUGGGUAUGAGUAUGAAAAGAUCGCAUUUUACGCUUUCUCCCACGAAGCCACGGGGACUGUACCGUUCUAUAGAUGGGUGGGCAGCAAAUCUCAGCAUUUCUACACGAUUAGCGAUUCUGAAGGCGCAAAUUCUGGUAUGAAAUUUGAAGGUAUCACUGCGUAUGUCCAUCCGGGAGCAACUGAGGGAUUUGCUGCGCUGUAUAGACGGUACAGUGGGUGA